This is a messenger RNA of Boleophthalmus pectinirostris (great blue-spotted mudskipper), 1288 nucleotides long. RefSeq names its product kinesin-like protein KIF21A. Gene Ontology annotation, molecular function: microtubule binding; ATP binding; microtubule motor activity. NCBI's taxonomy places the organism in Eukaryota, Metazoa, Chordata, Actinopteri, Gobiiformes, Gobiidae. The record is from RefSeq and is a predicted model, not a curated record. Gene Ontology annotation, biological process: microtubule-based movement; mitotic spindle organization.
CACCGCCAUGGCCUCUGUCCAGCCUGGUUCAGACAGGGGAGCACCUGCAGGGUCUGAGGAGCUUCAUGCUGCCAUGCUUCCAGCUGCAGGGUCCAGUCUGCUGUGAGAGAGUGAACAGGAUCAGAGAGAGAGACUGUGGACCAGAACUGAACCAGGCCUAGACCAGUCCUCCAGUUAAAGACUGGCUCGGGGAAGACAUACACGAUGGGCACCGGGUUCGAGGUUGGCGUUUCAGGCGAGGAGGUGGGCAUUAUUCCACGUGCCGUCCGCCAUCUUUUCACCGCCAUCGAAGAACGAAAACGAACCGCCACCGAACAAGGAUUAACCCCCCCAGAGUUCAAGAUCAAUGCACAGUUUUUAGAGUUGUACAAUGAGGAGGUUUUGGAUUUGUUCGACUCGACUCGAGAUAUGAAACAAAAAUCUCAAAUCAAAAUCCACGAAGACCCGAAUGGAGGAAUCUACACUGUGGGAGUGACCACGCGGCAAGUCCAGUCAGAGUCCGAGAUGAUCCAGUGUCUGAAGUUGGGGGCUCUCUCGAGGACCACAGCUAGCACACAGAUGAACGUUCAAAGCUCCAGAUCUCACGCCAUCUUCACCAUUCACGUGUGCCAAGUGCGAGUCUGCACCAACAACAACGAGGAACAGGAUAACCGUGUGUCUCAGUCGGAGGUGGACGAGUAUGAGACUCUCACAGCAAAGUUCCAUUUUGUGGAUUUGGCCGGAUCUGAAAGACUGAAGAGAACCGGAGCAACUGGAGAGAGAGCCAGAGAGGGAAUCUCUAUCAACUGCGGACUGUUGGCUCUGGGGAACGUGAUCAGCGCUUUGGGAGAUCGGACAAAACGGUCGUGUCAUGUCCCGUAUCGAGACUCCAAACUCACACGUCUCCUGCAGGACUCUCUGGGAGGAAACAGUCAGACAGUGAUGAUCGCCUGCAUCAGCCCCUCAGACAGUGACUUCAUGGAGACACUGAACACACUGAAAUACGCCAACAGAACACGGAACAUACGGAACCGCGUGAUGGUGAACCAGGACCGGGCUAGUCAGCAGAUCAGCGCACUUCGGACCGAGAUCGCACGGCUGCAGAGGGAGAUACUGGAGUACAGGACGGGAAAGCGUGUCCCCGGGGAGGAUGGCGUGGACUGCUUCAGUGACAUGUUUCAUGAAAAUUCAAUGCUUCAGACAGAGAACAGUAACCUGAGGGUCAGAGUGAAAGCCAUGCAAGAGACUAUAGACGCACAGAGGAGCAGGCUGACCAAUCUGAUCAGCCAACAGGCCCUGAUAAAGACAG